AUGGGGUUUAAACACCUAGUUACGGUAAAGGCAAACGAAGUAAUUCCCGUUCACAAGUAUCGCUCGGAGCGCACCGGUCUUACGGUGAUCAUUGGCGAAGUGGAAGGUCCAGUUGUAAAUGGUUAUUUCACCCUUGCUACCGAGGCGCACGAUGAUGACGGUCUGCCUCAUACACUGGAGCAUCUCAUAUUCCUCGGAUCGGAAAAGUACCCGUACAAGGGCAUUCUCGAUCUGGUAGCCAACCGAUGUUUGGCAUCCGGUACAAAUGCCUGGACCGACCGAGAUCAUACAUGUUACACGAUGACUACGGCCGGAAGUACGGGCUUUUUAUCACUGCUGCCGGUGUAUUUGGAUCACAUACUCUAUCCAACGCUUAGCGACGCUGGUUUCGUCACGGAAGUGCACCACAUUACCGGGCAGGGAGAAGAUGGAGGCGUGGUAUAUUGCGAAAUGCAAGGACGAGAGAACACUGGCGAAUCAAGGGUGAACCUGGAAAUGCUCCGUGCCAUGUAUCCCAACAGUGGGUAUAGUGCCGAAACGGGUGGAAUCAUGAGUAAUCUUCGGUCCAGUACCACCAACGAGAAAGUUCGAGCUUACCAUGCAGCAUUCUACCGUCCCGACAAUUUGUAUGUCAUCAUUACCGGGCAGAUUCUCAAUCACGAAGACAUCUUCAAGGCCCUCGAACCCAUUGAGGAGAAAAUUGUUUCCAAAGGCGCAUUACCACCAUUUGAAAGGCCGUGGCAAACGCCCGUUGCACCGCUAGAAGACUCGACGAAUAUCAAAAUUGAGUACCCAGCAGAUGAGGAAGAUUGCGGAUUGGUAAACGUGUCCUGGAGAGGCCCGAAAGCCACGACAGAGCACAAGGAAAUCACCGCCUGUUCGGUGUUGUUGCGCUACCUUACGGAUACAUCCGCCAGUCCGAUACAACGUGAGUUUGUCGAAAUUGAAGAUCCUUAUGCGAGCCGGGUUGCUUACAGCAUAGUGGAGAACUCAGUUUCGUUGCUAUACAUAUCGUUCGAAAACGUUCCGAUCGGUAAGGAAGAUGCUAUAUUCGACAAGCUCACGCAAGUGUUGGAAUCAAUUGCAACCGGCAAAGAAGCGUUGGAAAUGCAACGCAUGAAAAAUGUCAUCGAACGCUACCGAUUGGAAGCUUUAAGCAGCUUAGAGUCGAAUCCGCACGAUGAUAUUGCUUUCCACGUCAUCGGAGAUGUUUUGUAUGGAUCCGAUGAGAAAGAGUUCGAAAACCGUCUGAACACAAAUCGAUACCUGCAGGAGCUUAAAGACAAGGAUGAAGCUUUCUGGCGUGCGUUGCUAAAUAAAUAUAUCGUCAAUAGCAAAUACGUAGCGGUGCGCGCUGUCCCCAGCAUCAAAGAAAAUGUGCGCACUGCAAGCGCUGAGCAAUCUAGACUGGAACAGCAGCGAAAGCAGCUCGGAGAAAACGGAUUAAAAGAGAAGGAGAAGCUUUUAUCCGAGGCAAUGGCCGUGAACGAACAACCACCGCCGGAUGAAAUGAUUACCUCAAUUCCUGUGCCCAGUACGGAGGGUAUUAAAUUUUACCCCGUUGAAAUUUAUUCCUCCAACAGUGGAGCGGAUCCUUCCGGUUUGAAAAUUGCUGAUCUCCCAGUUUAUGCGGAAGUGUACGAUUUGCACACCAAUUUUUGCUACCUGUUAGUGACUAUGAACACCGAACAACUAAGUGCAGAAUUACGUUCAUAUUUGGUACUGCUGUUGGAGCUGCUCACCGAAUCGCCUUUACGUUGCGGCGACAAACUGAUACCGUAUGAAGAAGUCGUAGCUGCACUAGAAUCUUCUACAGUCGUAACAUCGACCGAUGUAGGUUUUCAGUCACUAAAUCGUUUUAGCGUGGGUGCCUAUUCGAAUACUGUUACCUUGUCUAUGCAAGUGAUUCGGGAAAAGUACGAAGUAGGCAUCGAGCUGAUAACGAAAUUGCUCCACAAAACUGAAUUUACUGUCGAACGUAUUAAAGUGUGCGCUACAAAGCUUGUUAACGAUGUAGCCCAGAACAAGCGAGAGGGUAAUUCGAUUGCUAAAGACAUAUUGAAAGCUAUGUAUUAUCGAGAUGAUAGUAACGUGCGAUGCUCUUCGAUGUUGAAACAGUCCAAGUUUUUGGCUUCACUAUUAGAGUUAAUUGAAACCCCGGAUACAGCCAGCUUGGUGAUCGCGAAUCUCAACAAGGUACGAGAGAUAAUUACGCAGCCAGCAAAUCUAGGGAUUCGUAUGGCAGCCGAUUGGCACGUCAUGAAAGCCCUUGGUAUGGAUUUGAUUCUUCCCUGGAAGGCACUUGUGCGUAGCGACAUGCCAUCUGAUCAUGUUAAAAGUUUCUCAUCAACUCAAGAUUGGAAUCAUAUGAUGCCAAACAAUGAUACCUCGAAACAAUUUGCUGGCUGUAUAGUUGGGCUGGGCAGCAUUGAAAGCGUAUUUCUAUUUCGCACCUGCCAAGCGAUUACCGAUUUUAAAGACCCAGAUUUUGUGCCCUUGUUACUGUUUCUUCAAUACUUGACCCAACUGGAAGGACCAUUGUGGAGACAAAUUCGUGGACAAGGAUUUGCGUAUGGAUAUAGUAUAGUGCCUCGGCCUAAUGAAGGUCUCAUGUAUUUUACAUUAUAUCGUUCCUCGAAUGUUGUUGCUGCGUACAAAGAAGCAGUAUCGAUUGUGGAAAAACAACUUGGCGAAGGAGCCGAAUGGGAUGCCACACUGUUGGAAUCAGCAAGAAGUUCAUUAAUUUUUGAAAUUAUUGCGCGGGAAAAUAGCAUCGAAAAGGUAGUGGAUGCAUCGGUUCUCGCCAGCUUCAAAAACGUUCCUUUAGGAUACAACCAAUCUUUAGUACGCCAGGUUGGCAUGGUAAAUAAGGAGGAUUUAUGUCGUGUUGGAGAGCGCUACGUUAAGCAUUUGUUUUCAACCACUGGUACGCGCACCGCUAUCGUGUGCCACCCAGAACGAAUAGCAGAUAUUGCUGAUGCUUUCAAGCAAUUAGGCUAUGAGCUAAACGUGCAAACAAAACUGGAAGACAGCAUUCUCGCAUAACGCUCACGUGUAUCAAAUGACGCUAAUGCGCGAAAGAAAAAAAAAAACAAUCUACCCGCUAAACUUACUAACUAAAUGCGAAUUUGUUCUACUUUAAUUUUUUUUGCCAUUCGAUGAUCAAACUCAGUUUAUUUUUCCUGCAGUUGUGUUGA
This is a messenger RNA of Anopheles nili, 3197 nucleotides long. RefSeq lists its product as uncharacterized. Gene Ontology annotation, molecular function: metal ion binding. The coding region runs from base 1 to 3045 and encodes 1014 amino acids. Lineage: Eukaryota; Metazoa; Arthropoda; Insecta; Diptera; Culicidae. The transcript is spliced from 6 exons. The record is from RefSeq and is a predicted model, not a curated record. Gene Ontology annotation, biological process: proteolysis.